Molecule: messenger RNA, 1422 nt
Organism: Penicillium cinerascens
Lineage: Eukaryota; Fungi; Ascomycota; Eurotiomycetes; Eurotiales; Aspergillaceae
Exons: 10
Coding region: 1-1422 (473 amino acids)
Source: RefSeq, a predicted model, not a curated record
AUGGGCUCUGUCUCAGCUGAAAUCCACAGUUUGCAUUCCGCCAAGUCCAGCUUACCUCCGCCUUCUAUGGAUUCAAAUACUAUGGAUCACGUCGGCAUUCCCAACAUCGGCACAGAUGAGUCUCUGUUCGAAGUGAUCCCUAAGCUGUCUAGUUUCAUUAGCACAGCCGUGGGCGACAUCGCAUACUCAUUCGAGCAAAUGAGAUAUGGAUCCCGCGGGCACCGUCUGAGGCAGCUGGUUCACGCUCUUGCCGAGGAUAGUCACAACCCAUUUAUCAUUGUUGCAUUGAUGAUUUUGAAAUGGGAAUUUACCAAUGCCGCCGACGAUGACUGGGGUCUCAAUGAAAGUCGAGGCACGGCCUGCGAAUUUGUCGCUUGGCAAUUCCUGUGUCAUUUGAACCAGCGUGAAACCAUCGAAUUCCUCCUGGAAGAGCUCCCGAUCCCUCAACGCACCUCCACGAAUUCCAUUGAAGUGGAAAGAGGAACAUCCGACUUCGCAACAUCGAGGGACAUGGAGACUACUCCACUUUUGUCAGGCUCUUCGACUGCUCUUUAUCGGCUUGGGCUGGGAAAAGCCUCACAGCGCGGUGAUACCGGUGAACAAAGCAUCAGCGCAGAAGCCCAUAGCCUCCAUCGAUAUGCCCGAUUCUUCGGGUUAAACGCCCUAGAAGUUGCAGUCAUCGCCCAGGCUAAAAGGUUUUUGAGCCAACGAGUUGUUCAGCGCGUGGUCAACGACAUCUGGAACGGAGAAAUUGUUUUCUGGGACUCGCUCACUGUUCACUCGAAGAAAAAGCCACAUAUCUUCAACAGAAGAACGGCAGAUCCGUAUUCGAGGUUGAGGGUGCCCGUCUACCGAAAGAUGUUUGAAGCAGCAUUCUUCCUUUCUCUUCUGCUUCUGUACUACUCAGUACUGGUGGAGAGGAAGCAGCACGGACUUGGAUUCUUUGAGACACUGAUGGAUGUGUGGAUUGCUGCCUUUGCAUAUGACGAACUGAGUGGGCUGGUUGAUGCGGGUGUACUGUUCUACCAGAUGGACUUUUGGAGCCUCUGGAACCUAGGCAUAAUCAGCGUGGGAGUUUCUUUCAUCAUCACAAGAGUCAUUGGGUUGGCGAGGGGAGACAACUACGUUAUCGACAUUUCAUUCGAUAUUCUGUCCCUCGAGGCUCUGUUUUUGGUUCCAAGGAUCUGCUCGCUCGUGAGCUUGAACUCCUAUUUUGGCAGUCUCAUUCCCGUGCUAAAAGAGAUGACGAAAGCAUUCUUCAGGUUCAUGCCGGUGGUGGUGGUCUUGUAUAUCGGGUUCUUGACCACGUUUACGAUGCUCGCCCGCGACCGCCUGUCGCUCAAAGAAAUGUCGUGGAUGCUAGUGAAAGUGUUCUUUGGAUCCGGCGCUCUUGGACUCGUGGGUGGUGGCACUAUUCCUUGA